CUGCAUUAGGAUUAAAAGUUUAGCCCCUAUAUCCAAGUAUUGGUCUGAGAUCCCAUUUCUAGAAUUCUGAAAUCCAAAAAGCUCUGAAAAUCAAUAGUUAUUUUUCCAAAUGUAUUCAUUGUGGUAAAAUACACCAAUAUAAAAUUUACCAUCUUAACCACUUUUAAGUGUGUUAUAAAUACAUUCAUGCUACCAUCACUAGCAUCCAUCUCUGGAACUCUUUUCAUCUUGCAAAUCUGCAAUUCUAUACCCAUUAAACAAUGACCCAUUCCCCCUUCCCCCUUCCCCCUUCCUCCUUUCCCCUUCCCCCUUCCUCCUUCCCCCUUCUCCUCAGCCCCUGGCAACCACUGUUUCUGUUUUUUAAAUAAGUUUGACAUUAAAACUAAGUUUGCAGCCAAACCUGACCCAAAUACAAGCUGGGCACCGUGGCUCAUGCCUGUAAUCCCAGCACUUUGGGAGGCUGAGGCAGGAGGAUCACUUGAGCCCAGGAGUUUGAGACCAGUCUGGGAAGCAUGGUGAAACCCCAUCUUUACAAAAAAUACAAAAAUUAGCCAAGUGUGGUGGCAUGCGCCUGUAGUCCCAGCUACUCAGGAGGCUGAGGCGGGGAUGAUCGCUUGAGCAUGGGAGGCAGAGAUUGCAGUGAGCCAAGAAAAAAAAAAUCUGACCCCAAAAGGUGAAAAUGUUUGAUGUGCCGGCUCCUUUACCUCAUAGUUACAGUAAGAAGAAAUUUAAAAAUUGGGAUCAAAGAUGCAGCUGCCUUCCCAUUUAAGCAGCACAGACAGCCCAAAGUGACAGUUUUCCUGUACAGUUACUCUUCUGUUAUCUAUAACUGAUCUAUGACAUUUUGGGAAAAGACAGCAAAAAAAAAUUAGUACUGAGAUGCUCAGAAUGGAGCAGUGGAGAAAGGAGACAAAAAUCCCUGCCUUCAUGGAACAUGUAUUCUCUCAGAGAAAAAAAAAUUCUCGAGGAAAAAAGGCAAUUUUAGCAUCUGCUCUGCUCUGUUCUCUCAAAAAAUAAGCAAAGGAUUUCACAGGUAUGCCACUGGAGGUAUAUAUCCCCAGGAAAUGUCCACAUACGCACAAGAGUCUUCUAGGUACUUGGGAAUCAUCAGUGAACAAAACAAAGAUCCUGCCCUUGUGGACCUUAUGUGCCAGAGACAAUUGCAGCAUGACUUUCCCAGGGCCCUGAUUUUCAGCACGGAUGAUUUUUUCUUCAGGGAAGAUGGUGCCUAUGAGUUCAAUCCUGACUUCCUGGAGGAAGCUCAUGAAUGGAACCAAAAAAGAGCAAGAAAAGCAAUGAGGAAUGGCAUAUCCCCCAUUAUUAUUGAUAAUACCAACCUCCACGCCUGGGAAAUGAAGCCCUAUGCAGUCAUGGCACUUGAAAAUAACUAUGAAGUUAUAUUCCGAGAACCUGACACUCGCUGGAAAUUCAACGUUCAAGAGUUAGCAAGAAGAAACAUUCAUGGUGUCUCAAGAGAAAAAAUCCACCGAAUGAAAGAACGGUAUGAACAUGAUGUUACUUUUCAGAGUGUGCUUCAUGCAGAAAAACCAAGCAGAAUGAACAGAAACCAGGACAGGAAUAAUGCAUUGCCUUCCAACAAUGCCAGAUACUGGAAUUCCUACACAGAAUUUCCAAACCGGAGGGCCCACGGCAGAUUUACAAAUGAGAGCUCCUAUCACAGAAGGGGCGGUUGUCACCAUGGAUAUUAGAGGCCUAUCUUACAGCCAUGCAGAAUUUUCCUAAGUCAGUUUCUACUUCAGUUUCUGUUAUUCUUUGUUGCAUUUUGGUCAGAGCUCCAAUUCCAGUGUAAAUAGCUGAACUCAAAAGUUUCUGAGCAAAGUCAUUAUAUUCAUUAUCUUCCCCAAAAUUUGUUAAAGUGCUUCUAUAUGCAUGGUCUGAUGCUGGGAAUUCUGCAGAUUUGAGUAAACAAUCUCUUUCUCUAGGGUAAGAAUUUGAAACCAAAACUUGAGAACACACCCAAGAAUAUAUUUACAUAGGUUCAUAGAUGAAAUAAAGUGUUUAUAUUAUAUAUAAGCUUCAGUACCAUUUUCUCUGAAGUGAUCUAUUUAUUUUUUCAGGAAAUUCAUCUCCAUCAGGAAAGUUGGGAAGGUGGAGAGAAGUGGUGGGGGCAGGAAAAGUUUUAGUGCCAUUGCUAUUUUGAUAAUCUAUGUAUCUAAAAAUGUGAGAUGUGCGAUUCUAUGAUACUGAUUUUCCUUUAAUAUGCCAGAAAGUAUUACAUCUAAGGGAACAUUGUCCUUCAAAGUAGACACUUUGGGAAGUUAUUCCUUUAUUUUAAUGAUGUAUCAUUGUUAAAAAUACUGUCAAAUCCUUAAUAGCUAUAGGAGCUACUGAGGGAAAUCAGUGUCAUUAUUUAAAGUCACACCUUGUGUUUUUACUACUUUAUUCAGCAGGAUUAAACCUGAAUAACUUUUGGCUGUUGUGCUAAUAGUGUAAAUCAAGUAAGCCUGCCUUCAUAAAACACUGACUUUUAAAAGGAAUAAACAACUUCUAAAAUUAUGCCUAUUAACGUGUAAUUAGUUGGCAGCUCAAAUGUUUGGGAGUGCAAGAAGUUAGGCACCCCAGGAUAUAGGUCAUACAGGGAUAUAUAAAAGCCAUGCUCAUUACAAAAUGAGCAGUUGAUGUUUUAUGUGGCAUUAAGACAAUCAAGUCCUCACAACUCUGGAAUGUCUUCUUAUACUGAUGCUGAAUUUAUGAAUCCAAAUUAAUUUGACAGGUUGGAAUCCGAUUUAGUGUGACAUCAUGAUAGACAAGACCACAGAGGACGUAUGCUCUAUUUCUUGUUGGCCAACAGCUUCUUUCUAAUGUUCUGUGAAAAAUUAUUUUAAGUGUCUUAUAUAAUGGUGCUUUUAUGGUUAUUAAAAAUUGUAAAUGGUAUCACAUUUAUAUGGAUUUGUCAUUGGAUUUUUUUUGUUCAACAAUAAAAAAAUUUAAUUACCUAAAUGCCAAGAAACUCAACAAUAUACCAGUUUUUCUGUAUCACAGGCUUAUUUACCAGUCUUUUUUUAAUAAUUAGGAAUCGUAAAGGUAAUGACAAAAGCAACCUUCUAAUUUAGUUGCUUAUCUAUUUGAUCUGUGUACAUGAGACUGUUUUAACAUUGUCUGACACUACUGAAACCUGCUCAACAUCUCCACGACUACCAACACCACAGGUGUCAUGUUUUCUUCAGUAACAUUUUAAAAACUGGUAUCUCCUUUGAGUAAGUUUGGCUGACAAUAGUAAAUCCCAAUGAAUCUAAGGUUUUAUCAGUUUUGCUGAAUUCUGUAUCUCCAAGCACAACAUAUAAUAAUCUCCUAAUGAUCCACUUACUUAAUAAUGCUCCGAUUUUCCAGGCCCAGGUAGUCCUGGGUAUCUUGGUUGAUAGGGUGGUGGCAUAACCCGCUCAAUAUGGAUGGCUUGACUCAUCUGGGCUAGUAGAGGGGAGAAAUGUCAGAGAGGCCAAAGUGGAAAUUACCCUCCUUUGAUUUCACAGGAGCGGUUCAAAGGACCAGAUUCAAGCCCUCCAGACUUGGCUGGCUCCCUGCUUUAGGGUUUUUGGCUUACCUGGGUUAAGUGAACGACCACUAUGGAGAAGUGGCUCUGGGUUAUAUAACUUUUGUAGAGCUCCAAAGAAUAGUUUCCUGGCCUAUUUAAUGUCUCUUCUUUCCCUAGCUGACCCCUGAAAUAUUUGGUUUGUAAACCAUACAAAUUGAUUAAAUGCCAUCAACUUUAUCCCCUAUAGAAGUGAUCUGUUUUUCCUUUCAACUCCCAUGGCUUCUGAUUUGUAUAACUCUUUGAACACCCAAUAUUGACUUGUAUUGUGUUCACUGUUUGCAUCAUUCAUAGAACUGGCAAAUGCUUUUUAUGUGCAAUAGGGUCUCAUUAAAUGACUGCUGAAUAAAUAACACAAAUUUUUACCAUUA
Molecule: messenger RNA, 3921 nt
Organism: Symphalangus syndactylus (siamang)
Lineage: Eukaryota; Metazoa; Chordata; Mammalia; Primates; Hylobatidae
Gene: N4BP2L1
Product: NEDD4 binding protein 2 like 1
Source: RefSeq, a predicted model, not a curated record